This is a messenger RNA of Syngnathus typhle (broad-nosed pipefish), 2471 nucleotides long. Its product is annotated as zinc finger protein 12-like. Lineage: Eukaryota; Metazoa; Chordata; Actinopteri; Syngnathiformes; Syngnathidae. Gene Ontology annotation, biological process: regulation of transcription by RNA polymerase II. Bases 189 to 2006 code for a protein of 605 amino acids. The transcript has 7 exons. The record is from RefSeq and is a predicted model, not a curated record. Gene Ontology annotation, molecular function: DNA-binding transcription factor activity; RNA polymerase II cis-regulatory region sequence-specific DNA binding.
UAACCGUCAACAAACACCACCGAAGAAGAAGAAGCCAUACGUCAUUACGUCACGUCUGCUCUUACCCGUUUGGUUCCGCUUGACUUGAGGGGCAGACUUUCUUUCAUCAUUCAUCAAUUUACUCCAAAGCAGUUUUAUUUGACAUACCAAGACACUUUUUGUGACACGUACGGACGCUUUCCAAAAAGAUGGAGCUCAACAUAGCUCUUCAUUCCAAGCUUUCCUCCAUCAUGGAUGCGAUGGCCGAGUCCGCCAUGGUCGAGCUUUGCAAGGUAGUGGACGAGGACACCGUCGAGCUGCGUUUGGAGCUGUCACGGCUCAAGAUGCUCAACUCGGCCUUGACAGAAAAGGUUGACACGCUGCAGUGCGAGUUGACCGCGGCCAGGAGUGAGACACCCGGGCUACCUGGGAGGCACCGUACCGUCGCCAUCCAGACGGGCGACGACGUUAACGAGUCUGUCUCUCCAGUUAUCGAGGGAGUAUUUGGAAAGGACUGGUGCCUUAACCUGUGGAAAGACAGAUCUCGUGUUAAUCAAAAGAUUGAUGUUCAGCAAGUAGCUGAUGAUAUGGUUAUGUCCACGCCUCUUGACUGUUUCACUCUGUGCGAAGCACAGGAUUUGGAGAAAGGCACUGAGUUUCACAGUUUUGAGUCUUUCUCGAAGGCCAUUAAAAGAUGGCAGAGGUCCAAUUUUGUGGAGCUUUACAGGCGUAGCUCCAGGACCGUGGAGAAUGCCAAAAAGCGGGCGAGGAAUAAAUCGUUCAGUGACGAUUUAGUGUUUGCCGAGCUGGACUUUGCAUGCGCCCUUGGCAGCAAAUGCCCUGAUGCGAAACGUUGUCCAUUCACCAUCAAAGUGCGCGUUACACCUGACGGAAGGAAGCUUUACAUAAAGGACAUCAGUCCUGCAGAUUGCCACAACCAUGAACUCUCCCAGGUUCUGAUAACCGGGUCCGACUCUGAGAACGUCGAUGUGAUUCAGGUCAAGGUGGAAGAUUAUUUGGAGGGCGCUGCUGGCAGCUUCUCGCAGGAAACACUCAUUCAAAAAACACACAACAGCGCACCCUGGACUUUCCAGGAAGUGCAGACCUUCCUCGGUAUCCUCGCCGAAGACGAGGUGCAGCGGGAGGUCGUUGGCGCGGCUCGCAACAGGAGGGUUUUCCAGCUGGUCUCGUGGCGGAUGGCCGCCAAGGGCUUCCGGCGGACGUGCGCCCAGUGCCAGUUGAAGUGCAAGAAGCUGCGCCUCAAGUAUCGCAAAAUAAAAGCGCAGAACAAGACCCAAGCGUGGCGCUGGUUCUACUUGGUGGACGCCGUGUAUGGUCGUAGGCCGCCGAUAAGCAAGCCAAGCGUGGACGCCGCCGCCGCCGCUCUGCUGGAGGCCGUGAUGGACUCUGCCGACAACAAAGAGCUCUUCUCGGAGGAAGUGGAGCAAACGCCAGCGUGGCCGGCGGACGUCUCGAUGGAGGCAGACAGUAAGAAUCCUUAUGACACUAAUGGCACCGGAGAGCGAGCCAUUCAAUCGGGUCACGACGCCGAGGACGAAUGUUUCGAAUUCAUUGUCGAAGACGGGCAGGACAAAUUAACAGUACAAACCAGCUCGAGUUCCAGUGGGGAAAAAUACGUGUGUUUACGCUGCAACAUUUCAUUCUACAACCCCAACACCCUGAUGGUGCACCAAAGAGCCCACCAGCCGUACUGGUGCGACGUGUGCAAGGAGCAAUUUGAGAGCAAGGCCAAGUUGAAGCACCACAAGUGCGAGGUGGCCCCCAACAAGUGCCGCCUUUGCGGGAAGACUUGGGCCAGCCAGUCGGCGCUCCAGACCCACAUGGUGGUGCACACGGGCGACAAACGCUUCGUGUGUCGCUUUUGCGGACAGAGGUUCGCGCAGAAGGGCAGCAUGAGGAAUCACCUCAUACGAACGCACAUCGGCUGCGGCGAAUGCGGGAAGAAGUACGAGGCCAAGACGCAACUGCUGCGUCAUUUGCUAAGGCACAAGAAUGGCACUAUUUAGGUGGACGCUUUAGGUUGAUGUUGAAGCUGAGUUGCUGGAGGAUUGGAAUGACCAAUAUGUGCCACAAGGGGGCGCCUAAGCGCUACUUUUCUAUGAGGACUUUGGUACAGUAUCCCCCUUCAUAGUUCCUUGGCAACAAGAUGGUGCCUAAGCACUGCUUUUCUCUUAGCUUGGGUGCCAUUUUAGGGUGUUUCAGAAAGAGCUCAGAAUAGCAAAUAAAAUGCCAAAAUCUGUGACUGUAUCAAAAUGAAGCCAGAAGUCGCUAAACUGACACGUCAAUAGGGACUGUAAAAAGUGGAUGGAACGUUUGCUGUCAUUGCGAAUUUGAAAUGACAUUCAUCUCCAGCCUUUCUGUUUGCAGCUAUAAACGCAUAUUAGAUCGCUUUAAUCUUCACAAUAGUCAUCAGCAGCCUUCUCUUGGGAGUCCGAAAGUUUAUUAAAUAAAACAUCCCUCCAAAAAAUACA